CCAUCUGCUGCUGCUUUGCAUUGUUUCUUCUUUGUUGUUUUAUUAUCAGUAAGGCUGCAAGAGACAAAGCCUCAAUUCUUUCUUUGUCUCAAGACGGCUUUCAGUCCCGGAAGCUGUGCUCUCCCUCUAAGGCAGUGCAAAUUACACUGUCAAUUUAUGUCCUAAUUUUUCUUGAAUUUACCUCUUCAUCUAUUUCUCAGCUUCCUGUCACAUACUUAAUUGGUCUGGCUGAUUUUUACAGACACUUCUAACAGGCCAUUUCUUUUUCUUUUCUUUCUUUUUUUUUUUUAAACAGUCUAGUGAAAGUUUGCAGUGUGGUGUAGUGAAGUGUAUUUUUUAUGGGCGGAAAAGAACAGAGUGGUUUAAAGAUUUCUCAAGAGAAAGUGGCGAGCUUAAUGGAGUUUUGGAUAUGAGCUGGCCCUGCUUUUAGCCUGUGGCGGUUGGCUAAAUGAGCCUUCUAGGAAGGGUGUUUGUGUAUUUUCUUUCUUUAGCUUUGCAAAGAUUAAGAUGCUCUUGGAACCAAAGUCCCAGCUUAUGUAGUUAUCCUCUUCCUACAAGUGGGGCUGUUUGAUAACCUUGGACCACUCCCGCUCCCGUCCCCCUCCAGCCCCUCCAGGGCCCAGAACCAAUCGCAAUCUGAGGCAGAGGAAUUGAAGUAACUCUGGGACUCAGUGUUACCCUUGGGGUAGAUCUGAUCCUGAUCUGGUGCCUCGAUUCUAAAAUUGGGCAUCUCUCUUUUUCCCAAGAUUUGGUCCCCACCUCAACAGGGGAAAAGGGCCUCUGUCUUGGCGUCCCUGGCCUGCAUCUCUGUGCCCAAAGUAUUGUCCAGCACUGAGGUUCUCCAUGACUCAGGGCCUGCCUGCAAUGGCCGACCCUCCUCUCAGAUCCAAAGUCCUCUUCUUCCAUCAUGGCCUGGAAGUACAAGGGCCUUGCUGCUUGCAGACUGACCUUCCCUCAUGAGUUAUGCCUUCCUCCCCAAUUGCUCAAGAAGUCCCUGUUGCUAGGGUCUGUUGUUGGUCCCCCCAUAUCCCUCAAUUCCCUUGUGGAGCAACUGUUACCAUCGUUUUUAUGAUCUCUUGUCUGUGCUCAUACCUGCUGGAUCCCAUGCUCUGCCUGUGAUAAGGGACUUUCCCCAGCAUCUGUAGCUGUCCUUGCACACUUGCCACCCCCAGUGAAGGAGGAGUGCAGGGCGGGGUCCCAGGUUGCCCAUCUCAUUGCAAUUUACAGGCCCUGUCGGUCUUGAGAUGGGAGAAGUGGUUUUAAGGUCUUCAUGGUCGAAAAGUUUAAGGACUUGAUUGCUUUCAAGUCUAUUUCUACUUUUUCAGAUCCUUUCCUGAUAUAAGCUUUUCCUAAGAUUAUAUCUGAAUCCUGGCUUCGAGGUCAGGGCUGUGUGGACAAGACUCUGUCCUUUUCAAAAAAGGCCAUUUGUAAUGGAACACAUCAUGAGAAUUCCUCAGGCUUAGCUCCCUUGCCUGCCUCUUUGUCCUCUGAGCUCUGUGUUAACCCUGGUUCCAGUGCUCUGCCCAUCCAGAGCUGACACAUAACUGUGACACCUAAUCCAGCUCCACGUUGGCUUCAUGGUCUGUGCAUGCUGCCUGUACUAUUUCUAGCAUUUCAACUCUGUACUACCUGAUUUGGGGUUUGAUCCUUCUGUCUCGGCCCCGCCAACCAACAGAAUCUCUAAUUCUCUCUAAUGUUAAGACAAAAUCUCCAAGCUUCUGUUUUUGCUGUAUUCCCUUUCCCAAGUCAGGCCUACAGACUUCCAGCCUCUAUGUGAUGAUUUCUCUGAACUGUAUCUCCAAGCCCAGCUAAUGGCCUCACCAUUCUCCCUGCAACCCAAGCUAGAAACUUCAGACUUGCUGGUGAGACUGAUCAGAAGGGGAGGGAGAGCCAUCAUCUGUGCAAUCAGAGCUAAGGCCCUGGAGUCAUCUCAGAAAUAGGAUGUGACAUAUCAGCUUCGCAUAGGAGAAAUUUCAUCCGCAUGGAGAGAAAACCUGUGUCCUUAGCUCCGUCCAUCUCCAUAUCAGAAAUGGAACCCAACGGCAACUUCAGCAAUCACAAUAGCAACAGGAACUGUACGAUUGAAACCUUCAAGAGAGAAUUUUACCCCAUCGUGUACCUGGCAAUAUUUAUCUGGGGAGCCUUGGGGAAUGGCUUUUCUAUAUAUGUUUUCCUGCAACCUCAUAAAAAGUCCACAUCUGUGAACGUUUUCAUGCUAAAUCUGGCCAUUUCCGAUCUCUUGUUCACAGCCACACUGCCCUUCAGGGUUGACUAUUAUCUCAGAGGCUCCAAUUGGAUAUUCGGGGACCUAACCUGCAGAAUUAUGUCUUUUUCUAUGUAUGUCAACAUGUACAGCAGCAUUUAUUUCCUGACUGUGUUGAGUGUUGUGCGUUUCCUGGCAACGGUUCACCCGCUGCGGCUCCUUCAUGCCACUAGCGUCAGGAAUGCCUGGAUUUUAUGUGGGGCCAUAUGGAUCUUUAUCACGGCCUCCUCAACACUGCUGCUGAAAAAUGGCUCUGAGCUGAAGGGCAAUGUCACCUCGUGCUUGGAGCUGAAUCCCAAUAAAGCCACUAAGCUGAAGACCAUGAACCACAUUGCCUUGGUGGUGGGCUUUCUGCUGCCAUUCUGCACGCUCAGCAUCUGUUACCUGCUGAUCAUUCGAGCUUUGUUAAAGGUGGAGGUCCCAGAAUUAGGGCUGCGUCCUUCUCACAGGAAAGCGCUAACCACCAUCAUCAUUGCCUUGAUCAUCUUCCUCCUGUGCUUCCUGCCCUAUCAUAUAGUGAGAACCAUCCACUUAGUCGAGUGGGAAGUGGAUAAAUGCAAAGAGAGUCUGCAUAAAGCUGUGGCCGUCACACUGGCUUUGGCAGCGGCCAACAGCUGCUUCAACCCUUUGCUCUAUUACUUUGCUGGCGAGAAUUUUAAGGACAGACUAAAGUCUACACUCAGGAAAUGUCAUUCACAGCAAACAAAGUGCAGCUUUCCUGUGUGUGUGUGUGGUUAAAAAAGGAAACAAGAGUGUGAGGGGUUAUUAGGUGAGGCUGUCCCUAUGUCCUUGUGUCCACCUUCAUUCACACGUAGUCUGCAAAUGACUGUGUAUUUAUACCAUUUCCAACAAAGGUCGAUUCCCAAGAUUGAACUGACCAUGACUUUUGUUAAUAAGACCUACUUCAAAAUUUUCAUUCAGUGUAUCUUCAGUGUUUGAGUCUAAAUAGAGAGUAUAGCAGGAAAAAUCCCUAUCAGAGUCUUGCAACUUGAAAUGUCAGACUGGGAAAAAAUGCUGAGCACGGUGACUGCUGCUUCUCAUCGGAUCCUGUACCAGAUCUCUGGCCCACUAGGCAUUCUAAAUUCUUAAUUUUAAGGCCACCCCAACAUUCCUAGCUUCUCCUCUUCCCUCUUCAAUCCCCUGAGACAUAGCCAGUUAACAAAGCUACUGGAGGCCCCAGAGCAGAUAAGAAAAGCAUCCUUAGAACUCAGGAGAAAGACUUAAGACUGUGAAGAGGAAGGCUGUCCUCUAACAAAGCAGAGUCAAGGUCCCCCAACAAACACAGAGGGACAGAAACAGGGAGAAGAGAGAAAGGGGAAAAAAGAAUUUCAUUUUGCGCUAGGAGAGGGUCUCUAGCACACUGAAGGCAAAGGGCAUGCCUCUCUCUUGUCAGGGGGUGAGGAAAACAGGAAGAGUAGGAGGAAGACCUGGGGCAUUGCCCUAGCAGGUGGAGGGAUUAUGUGUGGAAUAGGAGAGAAGGGGAUCCAUUUGACUCCUGAGAUUUGGGCCCCGGGCUGUUCACUGCAGUUCCCAUCCUGCAGGUUAAUCCACUUGGAUGGGAGCCAGAGCAGAGGAGGUGGUGCUAAGGGUUUGGCUGGGCACUCAGAGAGAGGGUGGGGUAGAAGGCAAGUUGCAAAGAUUGUGGUACCCCUGAAAUUCUAUUAACAUUUUGGCAGAACAUGAGUAGGGUGGCUUUCUUUUGAGAGAGUGUAGCAAAACACUGGAUUGUAGGAGGGAGAUCCUUUCUGUCCAGUGAAACAAGGCUAAGGAGACUACCUACUGCUACCACCAUGACCAUUGUACUGCCAACAAUUGAGUACCCUCUCUGUGCUGGGCAGACUGCACAAGGCACUUCCCAUCCGUUAAUUCCAUUUAACCCUCACACCAAAGCCCUUCAUCUUCAUUUUACAGAUGAAAUCAAGGAACUUGUUCAAGUUCACACAACUUCGUAAGAGUUUUAAAAACCUCUGUGCAGAGAGGUUGGCUGGGUGCUUUCCCUCCCAUUCCCCUUGCAAACCUCCAUAAGGAUUAGUUGAAAGUCUGAGUAAGAGUUCUCCGCCCCCAUCAGGUACCUACCGCUUCUCACUCUCAUGAGAAGACUGAAGGCUGAAGUUUUCUCUUUGGAGUUGUUGACCCCAAGAUAGAGUGGAGGGUGGGAGGGGAUGGUGGUCUGAAGCUAGCAAAGGACUGAAGGAAAGUCUUUUAGAGAACAAGAGCCCCGGAGCCAUUCCCUCACUCAGCUGCAAGAAUGCCGACAGACUCAUACCUUGUCAAGACAGAAGCCUGGAGGCUCCUCCUAUGGGGAAACUGCCCGACUCAAGGAAAAAGACCAACAGACACAGACUUUGGGGGAUUCUCCCAACACAAAAGCUGCUGCCGGCCCUAUUACUUACCGGACAGGAAGCCCACACUGCAACUAAUGCCUUCUACUCAUCGAGAGCAUCUAAUCAACCUGUUAGAGCCUCACUCUUAUUAUGAGCAGUCAAUGACGACCACACAUCAGAGGAAAGGGCCUGAACAUGAGAAACCAACGAUAAAUGAGAGGGCAGAUAGAGACGUUUUCAGUAUGAAAGUUUUCAACAUUUUUAUCACCCUCACACUUUUUAUUAGAAACCUACUGGAGAAUUUGCUUCUCUAAAAUAAGAGAUUAACCAGGAUAAAGGAAAACCUGACAUCUAGCAAACAAGGAGUAAGAUGAAGAAAACUCCCAGCACGUUUGUGCAUAGCAGAAAAACAAGAAACUAACUGAUCUGCAUACGUUGGAGGGAUUUAUAUUUUUCUUGGAUAGCGUGGGAUGAACUAGUAAAAAUACAUAGGAAAAUAAACAAGUGAAAAGACAAUGCAAUUAUUAAAUGCUAAGGAAAAAGGAAUUGUUGUUUAAGAAAGGAAAUAUAACCAUAGUACACUACAUGGCUCAGCUGUGAACAAUAUUUACAUAGAGAGUGUAAAUAACAAAAUACGGUGAUAUAACUUUUUUCAGGAAAUGAGGGGGAGAGGAUGUGUAUGGAGAGGAUGUGUAUGGGUAUAAUAAAUCUAUGUUCCUAUAUUUUAUCACAGAAAAUUUGUAAUAACUAAAGCUAAAGAAUGACAAAUAUCUGUAUAAAAAUGUUAUUUAACAAUAGAGGAUAAAGCCCAGAAGAAACAGUGAAAAACAUUGACAGGGAUUGCCUUUGGAGAGAAGUUGGGUGUGGGAGGAUAAGGUGGGGAUUUCUUUUUUCCUCUUAAUAAGUAUUUAACUGUCUAACUUGUGAAUAUGUAUUGCUGAAAUAAAAUAAAAAUUAAGUUGAAAAUUCAAA
Messenger RNA from Orcinus orca (killer whale), 5559 nucleotides. RefSeq names its product cysteinyl leukotriene receptor 2 (gene CYSLTR2). The record is from RefSeq and is a predicted model, not a curated record. NCBI's taxonomy places the organism in Eukaryota, Metazoa, Chordata, Mammalia, Artiodactyla, Delphinidae. Gene Ontology annotation, cellular component: plasma membrane. The transcript has 2 exons. The coding region runs from base 1982 to 3001 and encodes 339 amino acids. Gene Ontology annotation, biological process: G protein-coupled receptor signaling pathway. Gene Ontology annotation, molecular function: leukotriene receptor activity.